This is a messenger RNA of Diversispora eburnea, 699 nucleotides long. Lineage: Eukaryota; Fungi; Glomeromycota; Glomeromycetes; Diversisporales; Diversisporaceae. The record is from the annotation of a GenBank genome assembly.
AUGUCACUACUUUCACGCGUUAUGCGAGCAUUAGAGAAACAUGCCCCAUUAUCACUUGCCGAAACUUCUUGGGAUAAUGUAGGUUUACUAGUAGAACCUCCCUACCCGAGAAUUUCAGCAUCUCGAGUAUUCCUUACUAUAGACUUAACUCCCACGGUAUUAGAAGAAGCUUUGACAGAUUCAAAGGUUGGAGUAAUUGUAUCAUAUCAUCCACCAAUUUUUAAACCAUUUAAUAGAUUAAAUAUGGAUGAUGUUAAACAAGCCAUAUUAAUGAAAUGUAUAGCUAAAGGGGUAGGGAUUAUUAGUCCUCAUACUGCUAUGGAUAGUUGUAUAGGAGGAAUUAAUGAUUGGUUGGCUAAAGGACUUGGAGGAAAAGGAAUUUGUGUACCCAUUACACCUGCAAAAAAUCCUCCUGAAGGACAAGAGCAUGCUGGCUUGGGUAGACUUUUUACUUUCGAUCAACCAAUUCAUUUGUUAGAUGUAAUUAAGAAUAUAAAAAAUCAUUUGAAACUUUCUUUAGUUAGAGUUGCUAUAGCUGAAAAACAUAAAUCAAUAUCAACCAAUUUUAUUUCAAAAGUUGGAAUUUGUGCUGGUUCAGGUUCAAGUGUAUUGAAACCAGUAGAAGCAGAUCUUUAUUUUACUGGAGAAAUGUCACAUCAUGAUGUACUCGCUGCAUUGACUAAAAAUACAAUAAAUUAG